AAACAAGUUAACAAACACCACGCUUACCAGCCUCCAAUAUUCCUCUCUGACAAGAAGCUGGGCGCCUCGGACCCGAAGCAGAAGGCAGAUACCAAGCAGCGAUAAGCUUCUUCUAAGCUCGCUUAAGCUUUGCGCCUACCUGCCUAUUCCGGCAUCGCCCAUAGCAUGCUCGCCCCACUCUUUGAGGUAAAAGACGAACAUGACGUGAGUGACGGGACCCGCAUGUUGCAUGCAGAUUGGAGCCCCGGCUUCAGGUACCUCUUAUAAGCUGUCUGCAGUCCCCGUCGUUUUUCUGGGUACGCGAGCAAGAACUGCAUAAUGAAGGUCCUGACGUUGCUUUACACUUUCGCCGCCCUUGGGUCCGCGACUCCCGCGCCGUAUCAAUGGCAGGGUAAGAGGGCUGCUGCGCCCGCUUAUGCGGCUCAUACUAUUGAUCAGCCUAUUGAUCAUUUCCCGAAAUCGGAUCGCUAUGUGCCGCAUACGAAGGAUACGUUCAAGCAGCGGUACUUCUUCGAUUCGUCGUACUAUAAGCCUGGAGGACCGGUGUUUUUGUACAUUGGUGGAGAGACGAGCGGCGAAAGCCGAUUCUCUAACCUGCAGACUGGAAUUAUCCAGAUUAUGAUGGAGAAGUUCAAUGGCCUUGGUGUUAUUCUCGAGAACAGGUACUAUGGAGGGAGCUAUCCCUACAACACCAGCACGACGGAUGAGUUGAGGUUCUUGACCACCGAGCAAACCAUUGCCGACAACGCUUACUUCAGGAAGCAUGCUACCUUCCCUGGUGUCAACAACACCCUAAAUGGACCCGACGUCCCAUGGAUCAUGUACGGCGGUUCUCUUGCCGGCGCACACACCGCCUUCACCAUGAAGACAUACAACGACAUCUUCGCCGGCGGCAUCGGUAGCAGUGCCACCACGCAAGCACUGCUUGAGUACCCCCAAUGGUACGACCCCAUCAUGAAAUACGGCCCCGCAGACUGCGUCUCCCGCAUCGUCAACAUCGUCGACAAAAUCGACGCCCUAAUCAAGUCCGGCAACGCGCAAGGCAUCCAGCAACUCAAGGACAUCUUCGGCCUCGGCGCACUACAAAGCCUAGGCGACUUCGCCAUGACAAUCGCCUUCCCCAUCGGCGGCCCCAUGAACUACCCCACAAACACCUGGCAGGAACUCAACUGGUCAGACCGCUACGGCUCCUCGGACUUCUGGCACUUCUGCUCCAACGUGACCAACCUCGCCCCCGCGGCGAACAUCAGCAGCGUCGACACGGCGCUCUCCCAAUACUCCAACGGCUCCGCCUGGACCGGUCUAGGCAGUUACGCCGACUACGUCAAGAAGACGCUGAUCCCGACAUGCACCAGCGGCCGCAUCGACAGCACAGACAGCGGCUGCUUCGGCACGCAGAACCAGACCUUCUACGCCGACGUAACAAACAGCGCCGCGCGCUCCUACCUCUACUCGACCUGCUCCGAAUCCGGCGCCUACCAAGUCGCGCCCAAAAAAGGCCCAUCCCUCAUCUCCCGCGUCCUACAAGCCCCCUACACCCAGCAAUGGUGCACAUGGGCCUUCCCCGCCGGCACAUCAAACAGCAUCCCCAAGAGCCCAGAGCUGCACUACUACAACAAGUACGGCGGGUGGAACACACAAGCGCCCAACCUCGCGCUUAUCGACGGCAGCACGGAUGUCUGGCUCGAUUUGUGCUACCAUUCUGACCUUGCGCCUAAGCCGAGGAUUAGCAGUGAUAAGUAUCCCAGCUAUUUGAUUGCGGGUGCGGGACAUCACUGGGAUAGCUAUGGCAUUCUGAAUGUUACGGCUGAGCCGGCGUAUAUUCGCGAGGCGCAUCUUUGGGAGGAGAGGACUGUGAGUCGGUUCUUGACGUUUUGGGGGGAGAAGCAUUGAGUUCGGAUAAAUGGAUGGAUGGAUUGUGGGGGAGUGGUGUGUGGUGAUGGAUUUGUUGUUUUAGUGAGAUGAAUCUAUACAUGUCUUCACUAUUGAUGUUUGACCUCUGUGUGAGGGUGGAUGGUACGGCUAUGUCUUUGAUUAUCCACAUCCAACAUCCCCAUACCCAUGAGAUACGCCUCCCACCAUCCUAGAAUAUCGCAGCAAUCCAGCAUCCCAAAUCAAGC
This is a messenger RNA of Dothidotthia symphoricarpi CBS 119687, 2120 nucleotides long. RefSeq names its product peptidase S28. Gene Ontology annotation, molecular function: serine-type exopeptidase activity; dipeptidyl-peptidase activity. Bases 319 to 1893 code for a protein of 524 amino acids. Gene Ontology annotation, biological process: proteolysis. The record is from RefSeq and is a predicted model, not a curated record. Lineage: Eukaryota; Fungi; Ascomycota; Dothideomycetes; Pleosporales; Dothidotthiaceae. The transcript has 4 exons.